AUGUGCACUAUAGCAGUUGUCAAUCCCAAUGACGUGGUAACUGUCGAUGUGAAUGCACCUCGUCAACUUCGCCGCUCAAGUGCUUUCAUUCCGCCCCACGCUGUGGCGACGUCAGCAGCACCGACGUUGGUCGCACCUAUGGUUCGACGACGCGUUCAAAAGUCCUCCGCACGCCGUCCGAGGAAUAGGACUAGAAGGAGCCGGGCAGGUGCCCGUCGUCGGGCCAGCAGACCAAUCCGUGUUCGAGCCGAGGCUUACCCUUGCCAGAUGGACGAUGACGUCAUCCCAGCUGUAGCAUACCCAGCUAUUUCCAUCAACCCCAAGGCCGACAUCGAUGUCAACAAAGUUGUCGCGGAUACCGUGGAUGUAUUAGCUGUUUCACAGGAACUGAAACAUGUUGACUAUGAGGAAGAGGAGGACAGCGAAGAAAAUACGGGUAAUGACUCUGAGGACACUUGUAACAGCAGCGGUGUCGCGGAGUCUGAAACAUCAGAUAACAGGGAGAAUGACGAAGAAAACAAUGACAAGGAAGAUGAUGUGGUCUACGCAAACAAACGCGCUAGAUCCAGUGUUAAGUCUACCGUACUCAAAAGAACGGUCAGUUGA
Molecule: messenger RNA, 606 nt
Organism: Mesocestoides corti
Lineage: Eukaryota; Metazoa; Platyhelminthes; Cestoda; Cyclophyllidea; Mesocestoididae
Source: the annotation of a GenBank genome assembly